Messenger RNA from Drosophila biarmipes, 734 nucleotides. RefSeq lists its product as uncharacterized. Lineage: Eukaryota; Metazoa; Arthropoda; Insecta; Diptera; Drosophilidae. The transcript is spliced from 3 exons. The record is from RefSeq and is a predicted model, not a curated record. The coding region runs from base 136 to 639 and encodes 167 amino acids.
UUAUAACAUUUUUCCUCAGCCUUAUAUUAAAUUCACAGAGAAGAACUUGCCUUGAAUUUCAAAUCAAAAUUACAUUCAUAACAGGAAAUACAAGUGUUUCAAAUUAACGAAAAAGUCCGAAAUCCAAAAUCCAAAAUGCAGGCAGGCAGUAACUUUUUUAAGAGUUUUGUUCCCGUAAAAAUAUAUCAGUCUGUGAGUUCCCUGUACAUGACAUGCAUUUCGAAAAUGCCGCGGAACUCCACUCAGCCGGAGUGUGAUCCCAGGUUGGUGAUCGAACAAGCCCUCGUCUCAGCCGUCGACCAGACCCUUCGACCCCUGGACUAUGAGAAACGCCAGCGAGAGGCCCGCGAGAUUCUUCUGAAGUCUCAGGAGAAUCUGUUUCAGGAGAUGGGCCUGGGUCAAAGUUCGACGCAGGAAGGGGGUAUGCUAACGGAGGACGAUGAAGACGGAGCUCUCAGAGGACCAGUGCGCCUUAAGUCGGAGAUAUUACUUAACGAAUAUCGCAAGUUGUACGAAACGCCCUCCAGGACGGCAUCUUACGACUCUCUUCUCCUGAAGGACUUCAGGCAAUAUACGGGGCUGAUUCUGGGCCUUUGCAUCGCGGCGUGUAGUGUCUUUACUCUAAUCCAUUUGAUAUGACCGAUCAGCAAGCUAUGUGUUUAUUGAUCUGUGCCGAACGCGGGGAGCAAAACAAACGGCAAAUCGAAUAAAUCAUAUAAAGACCGGGAAAUUGA